Messenger RNA from Dovyalis caffra, 245 nucleotides. NCBI's taxonomy places the organism in Eukaryota, Viridiplantae, Streptophyta, Magnoliopsida, Malpighiales, Salicaceae. The record is from the annotation of a GenBank genome assembly.
AAGAGUACCAAGAGAGGUUUAAGGACGUAAAAUCAUUGGUAAAAAAGAUGAACACGAGCUUCACGGAAGGGUAUCUAAUCAAGGUCUUCAUAGGGGGACUAAAGAGAGACCUCCGCCUAGCAAUGAAGAGAUUCAAACCCGUGGACCUCAAGGAAGCAUUUGAGCAAGCCAAGCUCAAUAAGGCCUUAAGAAAAACCACACAAUCCAAAAAAACCACCCAACAUACACCACUCCCAAUCUCAUAG